UUAUAACAUCAAAAAAGACAUUUAUAUCUUUCUAAUAGAAAAAUGUUAAAAAACAUUUCAAGAUUCUCGUAAUACUAUAAUGGCUUUAUCAAAAUUCGAUUGUAAAAGUAAGAAAUGUGGUCCCCAUCGGCCCGACAAUGAAAUUGAAGAUCUGGUAGACCCCAAAGUAAAAGCACGGAUGCAAGAUAUGAUCCUCUCAAAUGAAACGCUUCGAAAAGAGCAAGAAAUCUACUUGGAUAAUGUAAACAGAGGCCUAAAAAAGGAAACAAACCCUAGCGCGAUCAUUAAAUGCUUCCCUACUUAUGUCCAAGACCUUCCAAAUCGUACUGAAACAGGCAAAUUUUUAGCUUUAGACUUGGGAGGAACCAACUUCAGAGUCCUUCUUAUAACUCUUGCUGAUGGAAAAUGUGAUAUGCAAUCUGAGAUCUACGUAAUCCCUAAGGAAAUAUUCACUGGGUCAGGUGUUGAAUUAUUCGAUCACAUCGCCAAAUGCUUAUCAGAGUUUUCUACGAAAUAUGGGGUGCAAGAAGAAAAAAUCCCCUUGGGAUUUACUUUUAGUUUUCCAGUGACCCAAGUGGGACUAACCAAAGGAAUUUUAAAGAAAUGGACCAAAGGCUUUAAGUGUGAUGACGUGAUAGGACAAGAUGCUGUUCAAUACCUUAUAGAUGCAAUUAAACGCAGAAGCGAUGUAGACAUUGACGUGGUUGCUAUCCUUAAUGAUACCACUGGUACUCUUAUGGCAUGCGCCUGGAUUGAACCCUAUUGUCGUAUCGGGUUGAUUGUUGGCACUGGUAGUAACGCUUGCUACUAUGAGUACCAGAAAAAUGCCGAGUUGUAUGAUGAGCCUGAUAUGGGCUCAGGAAGAAUUAUUAUUAACCUUGAAAUGGGUGCUUUUGGAGAAGAUGGUGCUAUCGAUUUUAUAUUAACUGAAGAAGAUAAAGUAGUGGAUCAAAAUAGUAUAAACCCAGGAGGCCAAAUUCAUGAAAAAUGCGUUAGUGGUAUGUACUUAGGUGAGCUUAUGAGGCUAAGAACUUUGGCAAUGAUUAAGGAAGGGUUAAUCUUCCAAGGAUGUCCAAAUGCUCAAGAAUCGUUUGAAAAGGCAAACUUUACCAGUGAAAUAAUUACAAGCAUAGAAUCUGAUCAUGUCAAUACUUAUACUAACGUAAAAGCAGCACUGUCAAAAAUUGGUAUAUCAGAUGCUGACCCCAAAGAUAUGACCAGCCUGCGUUAUGUGUGUCGGUGUGUAAGUAGAAGAUCUGCUCAUCUUGUUGCAGCCUCCUUAUGUGUAUUAAUUAAGAAAAUGGAUGAACCUUACACCGUUGUUGCUGUUGAUGGAUCAGUGUAUAAAUAUCAUCCUCACUACAGGCGUGUUUUGGAAGAAAAAAUGAAAGAACUACUAUCAGGUGAGGACAGCAAAUACAAAUUCAAGCUAAUGCUCUCAGAAGAUGGAAGUGGAAGGGGCGCAGCCUUAGUAGCAGCUGUUGCUGCAAGAAAACAGAAAGAACAAAAAGGAUAAACAAAUAAAACAAGCAUUUUUUAAUAAUACAAUCUUUAUAUGUUUGUAUAAUUCAACUAUGAUAUCCCGACCAAAUAAAUGUUCUACAGUGCCACAUCGGCAACAUUGACCAUGCAAAACCGGAACGAAUAAUAAUUAAUAACAAAUU
This is a messenger RNA of Anthonomus grandis grandis, 1664 nucleotides long. RefSeq names its product hexokinase type 2-like. Gene Ontology annotation, cellular component: cytosol; mitochondrion. Gene Ontology annotation, biological process: glucose 6-phosphate metabolic process; glycolytic process; intracellular glucose homeostasis. The coding region runs from base 80 to 1516 and encodes 478 amino acids. Gene Ontology annotation, molecular function: fructokinase activity; D-glucose binding; ATP binding. NCBI's taxonomy places the organism in Eukaryota, Metazoa, Arthropoda, Insecta, Coleoptera, Curculionidae. The transcript is spliced from 6 exons. The record is from RefSeq and is a predicted model, not a curated record.